Messenger RNA from Cryptomeria japonica (Japanese cedar), 1541 nucleotides. Its product is annotated as probable aspartic proteinase GIP2. The record is from RefSeq and is a predicted model, not a curated record. The coding region runs from base 42 to 1328 and encodes 428 amino acids. NCBI's taxonomy places the organism in Eukaryota, Viridiplantae, Streptophyta, Pinopsida, Cupressales, Cupressaceae. The transcript has a single exon. Gene Ontology annotation, biological process: proteolysis. Gene Ontology annotation, molecular function: aspartic-type endopeptidase activity.
UUACAACUUCCUUUCAUCCACUGAAAUAACCAGACGCCAUCAUGUCACCGCGCUCCCCAUCAUUCCUCGUCCUCUUUGUUUUUAUCUCUGCAAUAUCCUCUUCGUUAUCGGAGGCAGCAACAAGUCGGCCAAGUGCUCUUGUUGCGCAGGUCACUCGAGACUCUUCAACUCUGCAGUAUGCUACCCAAAUUCAGCAGAAAACCCCACUGCAGACAGAACGUCUUGUGGUAGACAUCACAGGAGAUUACCUGUGGGUGCAAUGCCGAGACGGUUCCUACAACUCCUCCACUUUCCGCCCGGCCCGCUGCCGCUCAGCUGUGUGCUCAAAGGCAGGCUCAAUCGCUUGCGGCGAAUGUUAUGCGCCUCCGGAGCCUGGCUGCAAUAACAACACCUGCGGCGUCUUCCCCGAGAACACCGUCACACGAACCCAAACAAGCGGCGAUUUGGGGCAAGACGUUGUGGCUCUCUCUUCCACCGAUGGCAAAAAUCCAGGGCCCAAAGUCACAGUGCCCCUCUUCAUCUUCUCCUGCGCUCCGGCCUUUCUUUUGAAAGGACUCGCCCAGGGAGUCGCUGGAAUGGCAGGAUUGAGCAGAGGCAACGUUGCUCUGCCUUCUCAGUUGUCCGGCGCUUUCAGUUUCAGUCGCAAAUUCGCCAUUUGUCUCCCGUCGGCCAGCGCACCGGGUGUCGUUUUCUUCGGGAAUGGCCCGUAUGUGCUCCUUCCCGGGAAGGACGUCUCUCAGGGCCUCACUUACACUCCUCUCGUCAAAAACCCGGAUCUUCCAAACCAGUACUUUAUUAAUGUAAAGGCUGUCCAAGUGGGUGAAAAGAAUGUCGCCAUAGACUCCGCAAAAUUGAAGAUCGACAGCGAGGGGAAAGGCGGCACCAAGCUGAGUACCGUGGUUCCCUACACCACAGUUGCGACAUCUGUUUACACUGCAAUUCGUGACGCUUUUGUGAAAGAAGCAGAGGCCAGGAAUAUUUCUCGCGUGGCUGGUGUGAAGCCAUUUGAUGCAUGCUUUGAUGCCAAGACCGUGUCUUCCACCAGAGUUGGGGCGGGUGUACCCACCAUCGGAUUGGUGUUGCAGAACAGUAAUACAAUCUGGAGAAUCAUGGGAGCGAAUUCAAUGGUGCAGGUGAGCGAUGGAGUGUUGUGCCUUGGAUUUGUAGAUGGAGGGGAGGAUCCCACUACCACGAUAGUUAUUGGAGGUCAUCAAAUAGAAGAUAAUCUUUUGCAGUUCGAUCUGGCUACAUCUCGGCUGGGAUUUAGCUCCACAUUGCUGGGUAUGCAGACCACCUGCUCAAACUUCAAUUUCACCUCCACCGCAUAAAACCCAUUAUAACAGUUCGCUUAUCAAUUAUGAAUUUCCAGUAAAGAUCCGAUUAUCAUUUCCAAUAAAAAUUUAGUCCAGGGAGUCUUAAUUUUUAAAUAAAUAAACGAUCUUGCAAGGUGAUUGUAUGACUACACCAAUUUUUUUUGGUGAAGAUCUGUGUGCUCUUGGGUGUUAUCGUCUUUGGUGUAUACAAUAAAUUGCAUUAUGUUA